AAGGAAAAGAGGGACACAGCACAGUAAACAGAGCACAGUAGAAGCCACGGUGUCCUCAGGCUCCUGGCUGCUUCCCUCUAUUGAGCAGCAGGAUUACUGGGGGCCUUUGGCCAAGGCAUGCAGGCUGCUCCUUCCCAUUGGCUGGGAAAACCUUUUAAAAGUGGUUUCUGCUGGAUCAGCAUCUAUAUGAUUUUGCUCAGUUUAAACCUUAAGCAGCUGCUGACCUGCACCCACACUCUAAACACCUCGGAGGCUCAAGCCGGAAGCUGGGUUGCGCUCAGAAAACCCCACCCUACAGGAGGGGGAGUGGGGUCUAUACAGUGGCUGGAAAUGCAUGUAUAACCCCAGAAGCAGGUGUUCCAGCAAAGACACAGCACAGGAUCUUCUGUAAUCCAGGCUGAAAGGGGGAACUCCUCUGUAGGGACGUCGUUGACCGCUGAAGGAAGAGGCACGGAGACGUGCAAGAGAUAUCAUCAGGCCUCUGAUGGGCAGAGGCUUGCCUGCCAUGGUGUGAACCCCAAAAGGCACAAGCUAAGCCAACGCAGUUCUGCAGAAGCCAAGGAGUGUUACACGGAUUGGUUUCCCCCUGGAAUCGCACAGUGACCCAGGAAGCUUUGGUCCCACAAGUGUUUGGAGAGCUCACUUGACUGCCUGCUCUGCCUCCUCUUCCUCCCCUGCUUGGUGUUGGGUUUUCCCAGGCAAAUUAGAAAAUGGGGCAGUCUGACGCAGAGGAGGGCCAGCUGCCAGCACCAGUGAAGCCCCCAGAUGGUGGUUGGGGCUGGAUGGUGCUGCUGGGCUGCUUUGUGAUUACUGGCUUCUCAUACGCCUUCCCCAAGGCUGUGAGUGUCUACUUCAAAGAACUGAUGCAGGACUUCCAUGUAGGCUACAGCGACACAGCCUGGAUCUCCUCCAUCAUGCUGGCCAUGCUAUAUGGGACAGGUCCUGUGAGUAGCAUCAUGGUGAACCAGUUUGGAUGCCGGCCAGUGAUGCUUAUUGGAGGGCUCCUGGCUUCCUCUGGGAUGAUCCUAGCCUCUUUCACCACCAAUAUUAUUGAGCUGUAUCUGACAGCUGGUGUGUUGACAGGUCUAGGUAUGGCUCUGAACUUCCAGCCCUCCUUGAUCAUGCUUGGUUCCUACUUCGACAAGCGUAGACCUCUGGCCAAUGGGCUUGCUGCAGCUGGAAGCCCCGUUUUCCUUUCUGCCCUCUCUCCUCUGGGGCAAGUCUUGCUUGAGAAAUUUGGCUGGCGAGGGGGGUUCCUCAUCAUGGGGGGGUUGCUGCUCAACUGCUGCACCUGUGGAGCUGUCAUGAGACCCCUGGAGAUGAGCAUGAAGCAGAAGAUGGAGAAGGUCCAGGACAAAUAUGAAGCCAAGGAGAUGCUGCCAAUGGGGGAAAAGACAGAGGAGGCCAUGACCACAACCAAUGAAGCCAAGUCAAAGAAAGCCAAGAAAAAGAAGCCCAAAAAAGGGAAGAAGCUGUUGGAUUUUUCUAUUUUUUCCAACAGGGGGUUUGUCAUCUACGCCAUCUCUAAGUUCAUCCUGGUCUUGGGUCUCUUCGUUCCUCCUAUCUUAUUGGUCAACUAUGCUAAGGACAUUGGAGUGCCAGACACAGAGGCUGCCUUCCUGCUCUCCAUUAUUGGCUUCAUAGACAUUUUUGCCCGACCAUCCUGUGGGGUAGUGGCUGGGUUGAAGUUUAUCCGUCCUCACAUGGCCUACUUAUUCAGCUUUGCUAUGCUCUUCAAUGGCUUAACAGAUAUCUGCAGUGCCAGGGCUAGCAACUACACAGCGCUGGUCAUUUUCUGUGUCUUCUUUGGCAUCUCCUAUGGGAUGGUGGGUGCACUGCAGUUUGAAGUGCUGAUGGCCAUAGUUGGUUCCCAGAAGUUCUCCAGUGCCAUUGGGCUGGUCCUGCUCAUCGAGGCUGUUGCUGUGCUCAUUGGGCCACCUUCAGCAGGACGCUUGGUGGAUGCCCUGAAGAACUAUGAGGUCAUCUUCUACCUGGCUGGCUCGGAGGUUGUACUCUCCUCCCUCUUCCUGGGCGUCGUGAGCUACUGCUGCCUGAAUCGGGGGAAAAAGACACCUCCACCAGCAAAGACCUCUUCCACAGGUGCUGGCAGUGACACAGAAGAGGCAGAGUCAGAUGCACAGGAAGUAGAAGACCAUGCAGAUGACAACCACCAACAAUCCCACAGCACCAACAGUGCCCUCAUUGUGGGGAGUGAUGCUGUGAACCAUUUAAGGGAGGAUCAGAGCAUGGAUGCAGUUGGGCGGCCUGAGGGUGAUGGGGAGGCAUUGAUGUCAGUCAGAUGCAGCUCCAACCAAACAGUAGAGAGAGAGAGUUUUUAGGAAUUUAAAAGCCAGGAUGGAGGAAUAUAGACAGACAGUGCUAAAGCACUGGAUUGGUCUGGUUUGCAGACAACUAUGUAAGUGGGAAGAAUAUGGGGAAAAGGAUUGGGGCGAGGAGGAAAAUGUGUGCGAGAAGGACAGGAGAGAAUCUAAGAGUUAACAAUUUUUAAUGUAUAUGCGUAGAGACAUGUUAUAUCUAGUGAUGUGUUUAACAGCAUGCUGCACAUCCACCGAUCUUUCACACAAGCUCAGAGGAGCUCUCUUGCUAUCUAAACUGACCCUGGAAAACUUAAAGUUAACUAAGGCAAUCAGUGGGCUUUAAUUUUCCCAUCUACGAUGUCCCAAUAAACCAAAAUUACUCUUUACAAUAUGAUCUCCAGCUGUUUGCUCUGUCUUCAGUGUCUCUCAUAUCU
Alligator sinensis (Chinese alligator) is the source of this 2752-nucleotide messenger RNA. RefSeq names its product solute carrier family 16 member 8 (gene SLC16A8). Gene Ontology annotation, biological process: monocarboxylic acid transport; transmembrane transport. Gene Ontology annotation, cellular component: membrane. The record is from RefSeq and is a predicted model, not a curated record. Lineage: Eukaryota; Metazoa; Chordata; Crocodylia; Alligatoridae. The transcript is spliced from 5 exons. The coding region runs from base 711 to 2339 and encodes 542 amino acids. Gene Ontology annotation, molecular function: monocarboxylic acid transmembrane transporter activity.